AAGAAUAGAAACGCUAAUACCUUCGACGAAGAUAUCAUGGCCACUUCCCGCUAGAAGGGCAUACGCAUGUUUACAAAUUUGUGAUAGAUAGACUUGAAGCAGAAGCAAGGAAGGAGAUGAUUGAUCUGAGAACGUGAAUGAUUGAUUCUCUGAGGAAUAAUACGUUUGGUAGCGCAGGUUUCAAAAGAAAAUAUACAAUUUGCGCUGCUUUGGCGUCAAGGUAUUUCCAGCUUAUGGCCGGUAAGAAAAGAAUGGCUCAUGGGGAUAUUUUUCUUGAACACAGAAACAAGAAUAACAGGCCAGUACAUCAUGUUCCAUGAUAGGCGGCAAGUAAAUCGUCAGAUAAAAGCUUAUUUAUAAAACAGACCGAAGACGACUUAAUUUGAGACGGGAGGGGUAGUGGUAGCAGGCUGAGCGGCGGGCUGAGCGGCCACUUCAGCAAUGGAAGCCCCGGUGCCAGAGAGGUCGGUGGCCGUUGGGUUCUUCGAAUAGUAGUUGUUGAUGGCCGACUUGAUAGCAUCCUCCGCAAGCAUGGAGCAAUGAACUAUCUACUUUGUCAGCAUUUGACCAAUUUUAUGCAUGUUAAUGACAAGACUCACGCUUGACUGGAGGAAGACAAAGCUCCUUUGCGAUCUCGGUAUUUCUGAUCUUGGCGGCUUCUUCAAGCGUCAUGCCCCGUACAAGCUCGGUCAGAUAACUCGAGCUGGCGAUGGCACUUCCACAGCCAAAUGUCUUAAAUUUGACGUCGCUGAUGGUGUUGUUGCUCUUGUCGACUCUGAUCUGGAGUUUCAUCACAUCACCGCAGGCCGGAGCUCCGACCAAGCCGGUUCCAACGUCCAUGUCGGUUUUUGACAUUGAACCGACAUUCCGUGGGUUGCUAUAAUGAUUUAACAGUGCAUGAGGUCAGUCAGACGAAUCGCUGAGUCCGCUAUGCCGGCAAGGAAGAGGAAACAUAUCUUUCUCAUGGUAGCUUCUGGUUGUUCGGAAGGUGAGCGCAGGCACCGGAGCGAGUGGCGUCAAGGCCGGCCGUGAUACAGCCGGAGACGCGAUGCAUCUGGCCGCUCUGGGAGCAAGAGAAAUGGCUCGUCUGAACAUUGUGAAGGAGUGUAUGAUAUGAUAUUCUCAGCGUGUGGGUCUGCCUGGGCGAGAGAGCGAGGGCGAACGAGAGCGACGAGGAAGAAAAAGAGUUGCAACUUAUCUGAUGGAGCAAAAGUCGGAGAAACCAAGAGGAUCAGAUAAAGUCGCCUCCGAUGCUCCGCUGCAUCACAUGAUGUCACGUGAAAGCACCAGCCAUCCUAUCACAACCGCGAUAUAAAGUAUUAGCUAAAAAAAGCGACGACGACAUCAGAAAACAGAGGACGAGAGCGACAGCGAGCGGAAGGGCGAGAAGACCGAGCAUCCGUCCGUCAACUGUUCUCUAGAUCACAAUAGUGGCAAUGAAUCCCUCACGGGGAAGCAACUUUGCCGUCAGGCUGCUGGGCCAGCAUCGCCCAAUCCUUUCUACCACUCUGCCGGCUCUUUCUAGCUCCAGAUUCCAGUCGACACAAGCUGCGACUGAGCAGUCGAGCGCCCUCCAGUCUACAGCCGGAUCUGUCCCUGCGCGGAAGCCAAGGAGAGAGGUGCCUCUGCCCAGCCAGGAGAAACCCCAGGGUGUCCUCGACUAUGCCUUGACUACGCUUGACCAGGUAGCCAACUGGGCUCGGCAGGGCUCUCUGUGGCCUAUGACCUUCGGGCUGGCAUGCUGUGCCGUAGAGAUGAUGCAUCUGUCUACACCCCGAUACGACCAGGACAGGCUGGGAAUUAUCUUCCGAGCAUCGCCGCGUCAAUCCGAUGUGAUGAUCGUUGCUGGCACAUUGACGAACAAGAUGGCUCCGGCCUUGAGGCAGGUGUACGAUCAGAUGCCGGAACCACGAUGGGUAAUUAGUAUGGGCAGUUGUGCCAAUGGCGGUGGAUACUAUCACUACAGUUACUCUGUCACUCGUGGAUGUGACAGAAUUGUGCCUGUUGACAUCUACGUUCCUGGUUGUAAGUUUCAACUUCGACUUGGAAAGUGCUCAUGGACUUUGACUAAUGACUGUGGUCUAGGCCCCCCAACGUCUGAAGCGCUGAUGUACGGUAUCUUCCAGCUGCAAAGGAAGAUGCGAAACACAAAGAUCACUCGUAUGUGGUACCGACGAUGAGCUGGUUGUGCUGUGUGUGUUUUAGGGAAGAAAUGAGAAAUGGAAGAUAUCCUGUAAAGUACUUUCUUUGUACAGCAACUCGGUGAGUGUGAAUGCCUUGAGUUCACCUCGCUCUAGUUAUCGCGCUCUUUCUUCGUCUUUCUUUUUUCUUUUC
This is a messenger RNA of Trichophyton rubrum CBS 118892, 2334 nucleotides long. RefSeq names its product NADH-ubiquinone oxidoreductase 19.3 kDa subunit, mitochondrial. Gene Ontology annotation, molecular function: 4 iron, 4 sulfur cluster binding; quinone binding; NADH dehydrogenase (ubiquinone) activity. Bases 1437 to 2180 code for a protein of 247 amino acids. The record is from RefSeq and is a predicted model, not a curated record. NCBI's taxonomy places the organism in Eukaryota, Fungi, Ascomycota, Eurotiomycetes, Onygenales, Arthrodermataceae. The transcript has 3 exons. Gene Ontology annotation, biological process: aerobic respiration; mitochondrial respiratory chain complex I assembly; electron transport coupled proton transport.